This is a messenger RNA of Triticum aestivum (bread wheat), 931 nucleotides long. RefSeq lists its product as uncharacterized. NCBI's taxonomy places the organism in Eukaryota, Viridiplantae, Streptophyta, Magnoliopsida, Poales, Poaceae. Bases 211 to 645 code for a protein of 144 amino acids. The record is from RefSeq and is a predicted model, not a curated record. The transcript has 3 exons.
CGGGCCUUGUGCUGGUGUAUAACCAACCCAGAGAAGAGGCCCUCCCACAAGAAGAAAAAGAAAAAGGGAAAACAGCUAACCGCGGCGAGCAAGGAACCCUAAUCGUCAAUCGAUCGAUCGAUCGAUCUCCCAGAUUGAUCCUCGAGAUCGACCAGACCAGACCAGACCAGACCAGACCAGAGGACCCGGCAGAAGCAGAACAAGAAAUCGAUGGCGGCGGCGAUGAGGCUCGGCGGCGGCGCUCUUCUCCGGCGGACGCCUGUGGCGGAGGCAAGGCGGCGCCUCGCCCACACGACCGCGGAGGAGAUGAGAGAGGUGGCGACCCGCGCGGCGCAAAUCGACAAGACCAAGGAGGAGCUGUUCGACAUGGUCAUUGACCUCAAUAGCAACUACAACGUUCCCCACAGCAUGAAACGGAAGCACUUGCUCCUCUCGCAGCGCCUCUCCUCACAAAUCCAGCCUAGACCAUACGACCCAGCCUGGCGUUUCUGUCGACGUACCGAAAGACGCAAUACUUUCUACAAGUUUGUGGGGGUGGCUACUUGUGACCUUGUCGGCUCAGCCGGCCUCUUCUUGCUCCUACACGGACCUCAUCAUCGACCAAAGAAGUGGGUUGUCGACUGGUGGGACAAGCUAACCAGUUAGAAUCCAUCCAUCCAUGCCCUGCUUCAACAACAUAUACUAGCUAGAAUGCCAACAAGACUAGCUUCCUUGUCAUGAGGUUUAUGUUAAUUAGCUUUGCUUGGCCACCAAUUAAGUGCUAUUAUAUGUUUUUUGUCCAACGAUUUGUACUCGUAUUUAUACCAGAGCUAUGCUAGGUGUGCAACUGCUUUACUACUCAACAAAUGUUGCCUCUUCCAAUGACGAGCCAUACGACUCUUUCGAAUUCUGUAAACAUCAAGUAUGAAGUCAGUGUAUCAGAACUUCCUCA